Molecule: messenger RNA, 2082 nt
Organism: Misgurnus anguillicaudatus (oriental weatherfish)
Lineage: Eukaryota; Metazoa; Chordata; Actinopteri; Cypriniformes; Cobitidae
Source: RefSeq, a predicted model, not a curated record
CAUAGUCUAACUUUUACUCUUCUACACAACUUGCGCAGUUGCAGGAUUACCCAUAGUAUUAAGGAGAAAGUUCCAUCAAUUUGUCUUCCCUCCUGUUGCCCUCACAUUCACAACUUCAUCCACUUUACCAAAGAAAUGGAACGCCAACAAAAAAACACCAGCCCCCAGUCAGUAGUUGGGUAUAUACAUAAUUUAUCGGACCUAAAACAAGGUACCAAAAGGCCAUACUUCGAGGCAGAAAUUCAGCAGAAACACAAAAUUCAGAAACUGGUAGUAUUCAAGCCAGAUCUCUACACACAGUUUAAAACCGUAAAUGAUGACAGAACUCCAGUUUGCCUUCAUGAUGUUGUACUACAACCAUCACGACUCACUGAGGGUACACACGAAGUUCUAUACACUUACAAGUCAACAAUUGCCUCUUUAAAUCAUCUAGACUACAGUUAUAACCCAACACUUUCAAUGACCGAAAAAGACCUCUCCAUUGCAGAAAUACUUAAGGUUAAGACAUCAUAUAGGAGAGUUAAUGUCAAGGCAAAGAUACUACAAAAUAAUGGGCAACACCACAACUUCAUUCAUGAUGGAACCUUUCUCCUCAACACAACAUCCACUAUUGCUGACACUACUGCCUCUAUUAACUUCACUGUGUGGAAUGACACUGACAUCACCAUUGGAUCAUGGUAUUUAAUUUCAAAUGCAUCAAUUCGGCUAUUUAAUGGGGAAACCACUAUCUCCACCACUAAAGACACGGAACUGACUCCAGUAUCCUGUCAGGAUGAGACACACCCAUUACAACACACCACUUUAGAGACACUUUCUGCUGAUAUUGUUGGCGCAAACAUUGACAUUUUGUACCUUUGUCCUCAAAAACACAAAAUCCCGAAUAUGUCACUAUCCAGCACAAAAGUCCAAUGUGAAAAGUGCAACACUUAUUUUAAAUCAGCAUGCAUUACACAUUACACACACGGUACAAUCACAAUUAAAACAGCAACCAACAUCAGAACCCUACACAUUGAAAACAAUCUGAUUAGAUCCGUUGUUGACAUUCCAGAUAACGCCAACACAGACAACAUCAUUGACGCCUUGCUUGCACUACCACCAGUACAUGUCACUGUACACAAAAACAAUUUAACACGCAUCACAACUAUACUCAAUCCUCCUACACUGACAGACAUGCCUAAAAUAACAUUUUCGCCAACCUCACCUGCCCAGGCCUCCUCUUCACAUUAAACUCUAAAUUCCCAUUCACACUUAUGUACUCGUACAUAAAUCAGACACUUGCAUGCAUUAACUUGUGUGUACUUGUACACAAAUCAGACACUUGCAUUCAUAAACUUGCGUACUCAUACAUAACUAUACUUGAACAUUUAUUCAUAAUAAAACACCAUUCAAUGUGGUUUUAAGACACCACUUCACAGAAUCUCAUUUUAUGCAUUUAGGUAUUUUCCAAACCGCUUUUCAUAAAUGAUUGGUUUUGGGCUGGUACUUCGAUUGGCUUAAAGGAGCAUUUCACUCGUAGAAACAAUCUUUUUUUAAAAGUGAAUCAUAUUUGUAGUCAAUGUAACAUACAUUUUGAAUUUUGUGCCUAUUUGGCCAAGAAAAUGGGUGUUUGUAGUCUCAGACCCCUCAAAGAUAUGGACUUCCUCCUUUCAAUGAUGUUAAACUAAUCAUGACGCAACAUAGAAACCAAGAAGUGUAACAUUGAAAUCUGUAUUUUUCCUGUCUCAGCGGCAACUGACAAAAUGAUGCAUGACCAUUCAAAAACAUGACUGCAGUUCUAACAAUACAAAGCUUAAUGCAAAUCAGUGAAUUGUCCCUUUAAGCAAAUAAUUCCAUGUCUUUAAUUUUCUUGUUUUCCGGCUUCUGUUGGCUAUGUUUUGACAUGGAUUCUGACAUGCCUACAUCCAAAAUCUUUUUACCUUGUACCUUGACCAUAUUCCAUUUAAUUGCAUAUAAUGUUUCUAAUGUCUUUUCCUGCUCUUGCUUAUUUACCGUUAUACAAACAAUUGUUUAAAUAUAACUUUCUUUACUGCAAAUUGGCUAUUGUAAACUUGAUGUUUAAUUUUUUCAAACAUAAAUAAAUUG